Messenger RNA from Syngnathus typhle (broad-nosed pipefish), 2500 nucleotides. RefSeq names its product glycylpeptide N-tetradecanoyltransferase 1-like. Gene Ontology annotation, biological process: N-terminal peptidyl-glycine N-myristoylation. Bases 58 to 1518 code for a protein of 486 amino acids. NCBI's taxonomy places the organism in Eukaryota, Metazoa, Chordata, Actinopteri, Syngnathiformes, Syngnathidae. Gene Ontology annotation, molecular function: glycylpeptide N-tetradecanoyltransferase activity. The record is from RefSeq and is a predicted model, not a curated record. The transcript is spliced from 12 exons. Gene Ontology annotation, cellular component: cytoplasm.
AACGAGGGACGUUUAAAGACCUCGCGGACGCGCCGUCGUCUCGCUUCCUGGUUGAAAAUGGCGGAUGAGAAUGAGACAGCACCGCUGCCGGGGAAAGAAGACGUAGAGGACCACGCACACUGCAGCGACUGUGAAAAUGAAGAGCACCACUUCGACGAUGGUGACCGGGGUCAGGGCGACGACAGCAGUGCCAAAAAGAAGAAGAGGAAGCAGAAGAAGAAGAAAAAGAGCGGCGCGCCCACAGAAACCUCUCAAGACCCCCUGGCGAAGGUGAAUUCGCUGCCCGCUGACAAGCUGCAAGAGAUCCAGAAGGCCAUCGAACUCUUCUCAAUCGGCCAAGGUCCCGCCAAGACCAUGGAGGAGGCCAGCCGGAGGAGCUACCAGUUUUGGGAUACGCAGCCUGUGCCCAAGCUGGGCGAGACUGUGACAUCGCACGGCUCCAUCGAACCCGACAAGGACCACAUCCGUGAGGAGCCCUACAGCCUCCCGCAAGGCUUCUGUUGGGACACCCUGGACCUGGGCAACCCUGCUGUGCUCAAGGAGCUCUACACUCUUCUCAAUGAGAACUAUGUGGAAGAUGACGACAACAUGUUUCGGUUUGACUACUCGCCCGACUUCCUGCUCUGGGCUCUGCGGCCCCCCGGCUGGCUGCCUCAGUGGCACUGCGGAGUGAGGGUGAAUUCCAACCAGAAGCUAGUGGGCUUCAUCAGCGCCAUCCCCGCCACCAUCCGCAUUUACGACAUUGAAAAGAAAAUGGUGGAGAUCAACUUCCUGUGCGUCCACAAGAAGCUCCGAGCCAAGCGAGUGGCCCCGGUCCUGAUCCGGGAGAUCACCAGACGCGUCAACAUGCAGGGCAUCUUCCAGGCGGUGUACACGGCCGGGGUGGUCCUGCCCAAGCCCGUGGGCACGUGCAGGUACUGGCAUCGCUCAUUGAACCCUCGCAAACUGAUUGAGGUGAAGUUCUCCCACCUGAGCAGGAACAUGACAAUGCAGCGCACCAUGAAGCUGUACCGCCUGCCCGAGGCCCCCAAGACGUCUGGCCUGCGGCCCAUGACCAAGAAGGACGUGCCGGCCGUGUGUCGCCUUCUGCGCGAGUACCUAAGCCUGUUCAACCUGGUGCCCGUCAUGAACCAGGACGAGGUGUCCCACUGGUUGCUGCCCCGUGACAAUAUCAUCGACACAUACCUGGUGGAGAACGAGGGUAAAGUAACGGACUUCCUGAGUUUCUACACACUGCCGUCCACCAUCAUGAAUCACCCGGUGCAUCGCACUCUCAAAGCUGCCUAUUCCUUCUACAACGUCCACACCACCACCCCGCUGCUGGACCUCAUGUCGGACGCCCUCAUCCUGGCCAAAUCGAAAGGUUUUGACGUCUUCAAUGCACUGGACCUCAUGGAAAACAAGACUUUCCUGGAGAAGCUCAAGUUUGGCAUCGGCGACGGCAAUCUACAGUAUUACCUUUACAAUUGGAAGUGUCCCAACAUGGGCUCGGAAAAGGUUGGUCUGGUCCUGCAGUGACGCACCCCCAGCCUGCACCCUGCCCAUCCCCUCCGGCGUAAAGUGUUACAACAGGACCACCACCGCGGCGGCACCAUCGCACCUGACUGACUGGCACGAAGACUCUUUUGAGAAGAAACCUACUUCCCGUUUUCUUUUUUGGGGGGGAACUUUUUGGACCUGCAUUAUGUCUGCUAGGCAGGGCAAGGACCCCACCCCAUUUCAGGCGAACUUUGAAGCGGUUGCGGUUACAUCAAAGCCAAUAUUUGACAUUGGAGGGUGAUUGUACCAACACACACACACACACACACACACACAGUCUGCGAGAAUGACUGCAAUCCAACUAUGAAAAACAAACAUACAUGUAGAUAACCAACAACACCACUGCUAAUUUGUGCCCGAAUGCACACCACUACUGUUUUUAUGUUCGGAGCGCCCCCCCCCCCCCCCCCCCCCCCCAAGUAACAUUUGACCUAGAUUUCAAAUGAAAACUUUUAAAAUAGGAAGCUCAUGAGGUGCUAAUAAUCUAACAUGAUAUAAUAGCAAGGGCUUUUCCCCCAUUCCUGCUUGAUCAUCUCAAAUGUUCUCAUCCAGGCGUCAUUCUAGAAGAUAACAAGCUGAAUCGCCAUCAACAAGGUGAGCAGGGGUUUUACCCUGAUAAGCCACGCUGUGAUUGCACCAGACUUUGACACCUUUGUUAAUGAUAAACCUGCUGUUAAAGCUCACUAAUACAACGACUUAUUUGCUGAAGCGUUGCAUUUUCCUACUAGAUAGUAAGAGAACGACUGCAAAUAUGCUGUUUCAAAAAUCUAAAUAGAAGCUUGGAUGUGUGAAAAAAAGGCCGUCUCGCCAUUAAAAUGGCAGUUGUGAAAGAGCUCAAAUGGGGAUGGGUUAAAAAGAAAGAAAAAAAAAAAAGCUUUUGGGAUUUUUUUUCAAUCAUUUAAAGUAAAGUGAAGCUGUGGGUGACAUUUUUGGAGCAAGAAAUAAAAUCUACAGAAAGCGA